This is a messenger RNA of Dunckerocampus dactyliophorus (ringed pipefish), 4447 nucleotides long. RefSeq names its product kelch-like family member 22 (gene klhl22). Gene Ontology annotation, molecular function: protein binding. Lineage: Eukaryota; Metazoa; Chordata; Actinopteri; Syngnathiformes; Syngnathidae. Bases 469 to 2403 code for a protein of 644 amino acids. The transcript is spliced from 7 exons. Gene Ontology annotation, cellular component: polar microtubule; cytosol; nucleus. Gene Ontology annotation, biological process: positive regulation of TORC1 signaling; protein monoubiquitination; proteasome-mediated ubiquitin-dependent protein catabolic process. The record is from RefSeq and is a predicted model, not a curated record.
UGGCUCAUGGAGACAAAUGGGCGGGCUGAUAGGUUGACAGGGAUGACCGAUGUAAAUAGAUCUGCUAAUGUAAAAAAAUCACAUCGCUGUUAUCAAAGUGAAUCAAAUAGUUCGCAAAAAACGACUUCUUUGUUGUGGUAAUUAUACUCGCUGCUUGUCUGACAAACGUGUAUUUUGUGCUCCAGCAAUGACACUGUCAACGUUAGCUUGCUAGCAGCGUUUAACCAGUUUAUUGGCGACAGACCGCAGUUUAGCAGCUCUCAACAGCUAGCAUGUUAAAUGUGUAAUAAUGUAGUUUAUUUUCGGUACUAAGUUUUUGGUGUGACCUAACUGUAACCACCAUUGUUUGAUAACCUGCCCUCCUCCUCCGCCUCUUCCUGUUUGUAUUUUCCGGGUACUUAGUACGCAGUGAUAAUGCUCUGAAGCGAAAGUAGCCUUUAUCAUGCCAGUCCUAGCCAGCGAAGGGUGAUGAAGCCUGAACAACAGUGUAGUGUGAUGGCCGACAAUGGACAGCUAAGUCUCAUGAGCCGAUCGGCUGACUCUUCAGCUCGUCUUGGCCGACGUACGUACCGAUGUUCGUCCCAUUUCCAGAGCCUACUGGACAGCCUGCUGGCGCUCCGACAAGCUGGCAUCCUUUUUGACGUGGUGCUGCUGGUAGAGGGGCGAGCACUCCAUGGCCACCGUGUGCUUCUCGCCGCCUCUUGUGAUUACUUCAGGGGGAUGUUCACUGGAGGCCUGCGGGAGACACAACAAAAGGAGAUCCCAAUUCAUGGCGUGUCUUAUUUGGGCAUGAAAAAAUUACUGGACUAUGUCUACACGUCAAAGAUUGAAUUGGACCUAGAUUGCGUUCAGGAAGUCCUGAUGGCUGCCACAUUGGUGCAGCUUGAGAAUGUCAUUGGAUUCUGUUGUGAGUUCCUCUCCUCCUGGGUGGAUGAGAGCAACAUUUUACAGAUGCAUCACCUCGCUGAUGUGUACGGACUACAGCAGCUCAAAGCUGCGGUGCAUUCCCACAUCUUGAAGAACCUCCAGGCUCUGUCCCUUACUGAUGUUUACCGACAGCUCCCCCAAGAGGAAAUAUUCCAGGUCCUGAGCAGUGAUGAGCUUGAGGUGAAAAGUGAGAAUGAAGUGUAUGAGGCGGCGCUUCACUACCAUUACAGUCCUGAGCAGGUGGAGACUGACCAGGUGUACUUGAAGGUGAGUCAGGACAGUCUCAAGAUGCUUGAUGCUGUGCGUUUCUGCUUGAUGGAGAAACAAGUAUUGCAGAAGUUGCACAGUAGACUGGAGCAGUGUCCUCUAAAAGAGACUGUGUCCGCCGCCCUGCAGUACCACAAACAAGAGAUGUGGCAGCCCGCCCUGCAGAGUCCUCUCACCCAGCCUCGCUCCACCUUCGAUUGCAUCUUGGGCUUCGGCGGGAUGUUCCGCCAACCUUCUUAUUUGGACAAUGAGCACAUGUUCCAGGUGUUCCACCCAAGGUGGAAGGAGUGGAAGAUUCUGAAAGCAGUGAACUGCCCCAGGAUGUCCAACCAGGGGAUUGCCGUGCUUAAUAACUUUGUCUAUCUUAUUGGUGGAGACAGGAACAACAGUGGAUUUCGUGCAGAGACUUGCUGCUGGAGGUACGACCCUCGUCACAACACUUGGUGCUCCAUCCAGCCUUUGCAUUACCAGCAUGCCGAUCAUUGCGUGUGCGUGGUGGGUGGCCAUAUUUACGCCAUAGGAGGUCGAGACUACAGCAAUGAGUUGUGCACAGUGGAGCGCUACGACAUACACACUAACAAAUGGGAAUUGGUGUCCCCCCUCACCAGAAAGGUUUUUGCCCACGCUGGAGCUGUGCUAGAUGGCAAAAUUUAUAUCACAUGUGGACGUAGAGGGAGGGCGUACCUGCAAGAGACCCACUGUUUUGACCCAACAGCCAACCAGUGGACAGCAUGUGCAGAUGGCCCAGUUGGUCGAGCGUGGCAUGGCAUGGCUGCUGUGAAUGGACGCCUUUAUGUCAUUGGAGGAAGCAAUGACGAGCAUGGUUACCGGCGAGAUGUGCUGAAGAUGGCUUGCUUUGUGCCCUCAGACAACUCCUGGUCUUUACUGAGCCCACUCCCCGCUGGACAUGGGGAACCCGGCAUAGCAGUACUGGACAGUCGCAUCUACAUACUGGGAGGACGCUCUCAUGACAGAGGCGUCCGAAUGAAAUAUGUUCACGUGUUCAACACUGAUACGGAUCAUUGGGAGAGUGACACGCCAUUGUUGGAGUGUGUCUCGGGCCUGGCAGCCUGCAUCGUCCGCAUGCCUCCAACUGUGAUGGCACUUGCCGGGAGCUGGGAGCAAUACCUCAAGAUAUCGUCGGACGAUACAGACUUUUAUAGCUCAGAGCGGAGUUCAGAUAGAUAUAGCACAGAUGAAGACUUCUAAGUAUCAAAGUGACGUAAUGAGCAUUGUAGACAAGGAUGUAAAUAUUCCAGCAUUUUGUCUUUGCUUACUAACAUCUUUAGAAAACACAACAAGAUUGUUGCGUGUUUGAGACGAAAUGGAGAACACUGCUUGGCUGCAACCUGCAGAGGAACUGCUGAUUCAGUUUCAAGUAGUAUGUAGCUCGAAGAAGAGCAUGAUGUCAGCUAUGGGAAGUGAUAACGCAGCCCUCUCAUCUCUUCACUCCCCAAACCAAUGUACAUACCGGACUGUGCUGGUGGUUUACCUUUAUACCCCUAUUGCAUAAUGGCAUCAAUACUUAUAUAAUACAGUAUAUAACCAUAUGAGAAGAUGAAAAUUUGGUCAGCUACCUAAAAUAGGAGAAAAAUAUGUGGUGACAUUUGCAUUAGCUUGUCAAUUUAUUUUAAUGAAAUACAGAAUUGGAUACUGUUUUUAUUUUGAAAUGAGCACUUAACACAGAAUACUUGCAGUGCUGAGUGUGCCUUUAUGCUGUUGAAAAAGCAGCGACGUCUGCUGACUAUGCAGUAGGUAGAAACAUCCAGUCACAUUAAACACUGACAAUAAUAGGAUCCUACUACCGUAAUUUCCGGACUGUAGAGUGCACCGGUAUAUUAGCCACACCCACUAAAUUUAAAGAGGAAAAAAAGAUUUGUACAUAUACAGGCCACACCUGUCUAUUAGCCGCACAUGUCCACGUUAUAACAUGGGAUAUUUACUACACACACAAAAGAUUUUUUAAACUUUUGAUUAAAUAAACGUUUUUUUCCCCAAACAGUGCUUUGUAACAUGUCUAAUUAAACAGUAGCCUACCAGAAAAGUCAUUCAUCGCCAUCCUUCUCUUCCUGAGAACUAAAACCACUAAAGUCAUCUUCUUCAGCAUCACAAUUGAACAGCCUCAUAAUUCCUUCAUCACACACUUUGUCAGUCUCUCUCUCUCUUGUGUUGUCGCUCUUGUUGUUGCUUUUGUCUCGAGGCAAAUCAGACAUUUAGCUUGAGCUAUCCUCUUCAUCACACAGUAGUCCAGUUUUUCGAAACCCAUUGGUGAUAGUGGACAGUUGUCGGUCCAAGCAGUCCAAACAGUAGCUGUAGUAGUCCUACACUUGAUCAAACUUACUCAAGAUGUGUUAGAAAUCAUUGCAUAAGACUUCAAAAAGUGAUAUUAGCUUCCACUUCACUCGUCCACGUUCUAUUUCUUGAAGCUGCACUCCAAACAUCAUGGGUUCAAAGCGUGAGAAAAAAGUAACGGCUUACACACAAUCACGGUAAAUGUGUUGUGGGCUUGUUUGUUGCUGUUCACCCCAAAGUAGUGGUCACAUGCACUGUGCGCAUCUUGACGAUGUUUUUUUCUUUCCCUGGUUCAUGCCUGUAGUACUCGAGGUACAUACGUACACUGAAGGCAUCAUCAACAGGGUGCCUUGUUGUCCUGCACUUGUGAAACUUUAUAUGUCUUAUGUGUUUAAUUUUAUAUAGAUAAGAGCUUUAGGUCAUUGUGCCUCUCAUAUCACACUGAAAUAUUGUUAAGCCGAUGUGUCAGUGUAUGUAAAUCAAGAGUUUGAAUAACAAUAUUUAUUUGUGUGAUCAAAGCAAACCACUGCUGUGGCUUUUGUAUUCCUUCGCUCAGUUUUGGAUGGCUUUUCCUCUGCACAUAACCCAAAGAGCAUGAUGAAGAGUAUUUUCAGUUAUUUAAGUAUGCGGAUAAGUUGCUAAAUAGUUCUUUGUAUCCUCUGUUUUUGAAAACCUCAACUGACAUAUGAUUUAAUAUGCUUUUCUCCAUCACCCAAGAUAUGGAAAUGUAUUCCUGUUGAAAAGAAUAAACACAUUAACAUACCACAAAGGUCUUUUUUUAAUGGUUCGUUUAUACUCGCUGGGAUUUGUUCUAUAAUAAAUACGUUAACCAGACUGAGAUUAGAUGAUUUCUUGCAAAAAUAUGUAUUUCAGAACUGGCUGCUUGUUGAGGAAAAAAACGUGCUUUCAUGUUAGUUUACAAAAGUGUCCAAUAUUUUUAGUUGCUUUUUUGAAAAACAGA